CUCCAUUCCCCACAAUGCCCUGUUGUCAUGUGGGCGAAGAAGGCUAAACCGAUGAAGAGCUUCCACUUGGUAUUACUUGAUUAAAUCUUGAUUUUAUCAAUUGAAUAUCGCAUUUUUCCGCUCAGUAAAAUAUCGCAGGCGUUGGGAAACCCCGGGUGGACUGAACCACUCGCACAUCCGUCGCUGUCAAGCAGGAAUCAUCCAAUAUAAGCGCUGUGCUUCUGUGUCCUCCAGUGGAGACAUCCGGGGACCGAGAGACAACGAUGGUGUCCUCACUGCCGACUCACUAAGUUCUGCCAGAGAAGACGUCUGAUGAGAAAUUACUGCAACGUUACAGAUCCCGGAAUGGAAGAAAAGGCAAACGGCUCUGUUGACACCAAAAGCCCAGUGGAGAACGGCCAGGUGCCGGACCCUGCUAACUGGGGGGUCUCUGAUGUCGUCAACUACUUCAAAGCUACGGGGUUUGAGGAACAAGCCACGGCUUUCCAGGAUCAGGAAAUCGAUGGCAAGUCCCUGCUCCUGAUGACGCGUAACGACGUCCUGACCGGGCUGUCGAUAAAGCUCGGCCCAGCGUUGAAGAUCUAUGAGUAUCACGUGAAGCCGCUGCAGACUCAGCACCUGAAGAGCAACGCGUCGUAGCAGCACCUGCUGUCCCCAGCGACUCACCUCAACGACAAUCAACCAGGAGAUCACAGGUCAGCUGCCGCGUCACAGACAACUCCCGUCACCGCGGCACCAGAACAGGAUUUGAAUGCUGUAUGUUUUUUAUAAGCAUGGGCCCCAAAAAUGGGUUGAACGUGGAGCUGUUUACCCUUUCAGCCAUUCUUAUUUCUGCUGCUUGAGGUAUGUAUUUUAUUUGUGAGUGUGAGAAAACAUUUGGGGAGGGGGGGGGGUCAGAAUUGAAUUAAUCUGUUUGUUUGAACGUAUUUGUACUUAAGAUGAUAUAGUUGAAAACUGUGUCUGUUCUGUGUUUCCUGAACACGUUGAUACAUGCAGACAGUUAUUCUGAUGCAUCCCAAUUUGCCCCAAACUAUUUUUUGAUGCUGUGACCUGCGCAGCUGAGUCCACAAAUUUUUUAUUUUCAGGACACAACAAGCCACCUUCUCUAUCCAGGCCCGAGGCUCCUUACACAAAAAUAUUUAUGUGUAUAUAUAUUCUUAUUAUUAUAUUUCCUACCUGUGGUGCUCUCAGCAUUUUGUCACAACUGUGUUGAAGUGUGUAUGACUAAUGUAUAUGUGCAGCAUAACACUGGAGUUUGAAUAUCUGAAGCAAAGAUUUGCAAUAAAUGGUGCUCUUUUCUCACCAAAGAACAACAUCGGAUGAACUUUA
Limanda limanda (common dab) is the source of this 1329-nucleotide messenger RNA. It is a transcript of the gene samd13, whose product is annotated as sterile alpha motif domain containing 13. Lineage: Eukaryota; Metazoa; Chordata; Actinopteri; Pleuronectiformes; Pleuronectidae. Gene Ontology annotation, molecular function: protein binding. The record is from RefSeq and is a predicted model, not a curated record. The coding region runs from base 313 to 639 and encodes 108 amino acids. The transcript has 5 exons.